AAGAGACACGCAGUACUCAGUGGAUAAAAGGCUUGCAGUCCCAGCUGGGAAAAAGAGUCCCAUUAUCUCCCAGCUGCAUAGACAUUCCAUACGGCUUGGUUCUGCCUGGAUGCACAGCAUGCCUGGCUGAGAGCUUGAAACAGAGUUCUGCAGAAAAAUUGUAAAGAUCCCGAGACAUUUCCCUGACUCUUGAAAUUCUGACUGAAGAUAGACAUUUUUUUUUCUGCCUGAUUGUAUGGGAGAAAUUUUGACCUUAGAAGGUGGAAAUGAGGUUGCUAUGGAAACUGGUAAUUCUGCUGCCACUCAUAAAUACUUCUGCAGGUGAUGGCCAUUUGAGCCGUCCUAUUUUUACCCAGGAACCACAGGAUGUUAUUUUUCCUUUGGAUUUGUCAAAAUCUGAAAUCAUCCUGAAUUGUGCUGCAAAUGGUUACCCUUCGCCCAAUUAUAGGUGGAAGCAAAAUGGCACAGAUAUUGAUUUUACCAUGAGUUAUCACUACAGGUUGGAUGGAGGCAAUUUGGCAAUCAGUAGCCCCCGCACAGACCAAGAUAUUGGCACAUACCAGUGCCUGGCCACCAACCCUCUAGGAACAAUUUUAAGUCGGAAGGCGAAGCUCCAAUUUGCAUAUAUUGAAGACUUUGAAACCAAAACAAGAAGCACAGUGUCUGUCCGAGAAGGUCAAGGUGUGGUGCUUCUCUGUGGUCCACCACCACACUUUGGAGAUUUAUCUUAUGCAUGGACUUUCAAUGAUAACCCCUUAUAUGUCCAAGAGGACAAGAGGAGAUUUGUAUCACAAGAGACAGGAAACUUGUACAUUGCCAAAGUGGAACCAUCGGAUGUUGGCAACUACACCUGCUUCAUAACCAAUAAGGAAGCCCAGAGGAGUGUUCAAGGACCGCCCACUCCAUUAGUUCAGCGCACUGAUGGUGUCAUGGGGGAAUAUGAACCAAAGAUUGAAGUACGUUUUCCUGAAACUAUACAAGCUGCAAAGGAUUCAUCUGUAAAACUGGAAUGCUUUGCCCUUGGAAAUCCAGUCCCUGAUAUUAGUUGGAGGAGGUUGGACGGAAGCCCAUUGCCAGGGAAAGUCAAGUACAGCAAAUCCCAAGCUAUCCUUGAAAUCCCGAACUUUCAACAGGAAGAUGAAGGCUUCUAUGAAUGCAUUGCAGGCAACCUUCGAGGAAGAAAUCUUGCCAAGGGUCAACUGAUUUUCUAUGCCCCUCCAGAAUGGGAACAAAAAAUACAAAAUACAUACCUGUCUAUCUAUGACAGCUUGUUUUGGGAAUGCAAAGCUAGUGGAAAGCCAAACCCUUGGUACACAUGGUUAAAAAAUGGUGAACGCCUCAAUCCAGAGGAAAGAAUUCAAAUAGAAAAUGGGACACUUAUCAUAACUAUGCUGAAUGUAUCAGAUUCUGGUAUCUACCAAUGUGCAGCAGAAAACAAAUAUCAGAUAGUUUAUGCAAAUGCAGAACUGAGAGUAUUAGCCUCUGCUCCUGAUUUUUCCAAAAAUCCCAUUAAAAAAAAUUCAGUUGUGCAAGUUGGUGGGGAUAUUGCAAUCGAAUGCAAACCAAAUGCAUUCCCUAGAGCUACUAUCUCCUGGAAAAGAGGAAUGGAAAACCUGAGACAAAGCAAAAGAGUGUUUCUCAUGGAGGAUGGCAGUCUCAAGAUAUACAACGUUACCAGGUCAGAUGCGGGAUUAUAUACUUGCGUAGCUACAAAUCAGUUUGGUGUUGCGAAGAACACUGGCAGCCUUAUUGUAAAAGAGAGGACUGUUAUUACGGUUCCACCUUCCAAAAUGGAUGUUACAGUUGGCGAGAGUAUAGUGCUACCAUGCCAGGUGUCCCAUGACCCCUCCAUUGAAGUUGUAUUUGUAUGGUCUUUCAAUGGAGAUGUCAUAGACUUAAAAAAAGGAGUGGCUCAUUUUGAGAGGAUUGGAGGAGAAUCUGUUGGGGAUUUGAUGAUAAGGAAUAUUCAGUUAAAUCAUUCAGGAAAAUAUCUAUGCACAGUAAAAACAACUCUAGAAAGUUUAUCUGCAGUAGCUGAUAUCAUUGUGAGAGGUCCCCCAGGUCCCCCAGAGGAUGUAAGAGUGGAGCACAUUUCCAGUACUACUUCUCAACUAAGCUGGAGGCCAGGCUCAGAUAAUAAUAGCCCCAUUCAAAUAUUUAGUAUUCAGGCUCGGACACCAUUUUCUGUGGGUUGGCAGGCUGUUUCAACAGUGCCAGAAAUUCUCAAUGGUCUGACAUACAAUGCAACAGUGGUUGGUUUGAAUCCUUGGGUGGAAUAUGAAUUUCGUGUUGUGGCUGGGAACAGCAUUGGGAUUGGAGAACCAAGUAAACCAUCAGAAUUAUUAAGGACCAAAGCAUCAGUCCCUGUCGUGGCACCAACAAACAUCAAUGGAGGUGGAGGAAGUCGGUCUGAACUCGUCAUUACGUGGGAGUCAAUUCCAGAAGAACUCCAGAAUGGAGAGGAAUUUGGAUACAUCAUCAUGCUACGGCCAGUUGGCUCAACAACCUGGACCAAGGCAAGAGUACCAUCUGUAGAAUCAUCAAGGUUUGUUUACAGAAAUGAAAGCAUCAUUCCCCUCUCUCCCUUUGAAGUCAAAGUGGGGGUGUAUAACAAUGAAGGAGAAGGAGCCCUGAGUACUGCGUCCAUUGUCUACUCUGGGGAAGAUGAACCCCAGCUGGCCCCAAGGGGAACUUCUGUUCAAAGUUUUUCUGCUUCAGAAAUGGAGGUUUCAUGGAAUGCUAUUGCCUGGAAUAGAAAUACUGGAAGAGUUCUGGGUUAUGAGAUCUUAUACUGGACAGAUGACUCCAAAGAAUCCAUGAUUGGUAAAGUUAGAGUCAGUGGAAAUGUCACGACCAAAAACAUCACAGGACUCAAAGCUAACACUGUUUACUUUGCUUCUGUGAGAGCUUAUAACACUGCUGGGACAGGGCCUUCAAGUCCCCCAGUCAAUGUUACCACCAAAAAGUCUCCUCCAAGUCAACCACCAGCUAACAUUGCCUGGAAGCUGACAAAUUCUAAAUUAUGUCUAAACUGGGAACAUGUAAAAACCAUGGAAAAUGAGUCUGAAGUAUUGGGUUACAAGAUUCUAUACCGGCAAAACAGACAGAGUCAAACUCAUAUUUUGGAAACAAACAACACAUCUGCUGAGCUUCUGGUUCCAUUUGAAGAGGACUACUUAAUUGAAAUAAGAACAGUUAGCGAUGGUGGGGAUGGAAGCAGCAGUGAGGAAAUUAGGAUUCCAAAAAUGUCAAGUUUGAGUUCCAGAGGAGUUACAGUCUUAGAACCUGGUGUCUAUUUCCUGCCAGUUGCCAUUAUGAUUUUUUUUUACUGUUUUGCUAUUCAGUCACUUAUAUGAUGAAUAAAACCAUAAAUCUUU
Molecule: messenger RNA, 3377 nt
Organism: Phacochoerus africanus (Common warthog)
Lineage: Eukaryota; Metazoa; Chordata; Mammalia; Artiodactyla; Suidae
Gene: CNTN6
Product: contactin 6
Exons: 24
Coding region: 267-3356 (1029 amino acids)
Biological process (GO): cell-cell adhesion; brain development
Molecular function (GO): cell-cell adhesion mediator activity
Source: RefSeq, a predicted model, not a curated record